Molecule: messenger RNA, 4913 nt
Organism: Cydia pomonella (codling moth)
Lineage: Eukaryota; Metazoa; Arthropoda; Insecta; Lepidoptera; Tortricidae
Gene: gb
Product: Y+L amino acid transporter 2
Exons: 10
Coding region: 448-1851 (467 amino acids)
Biological process (GO): amino acid transmembrane transport
Cellular component (GO): membrane
Molecular function (GO): L-amino acid transmembrane transporter activity
Source: RefSeq, a predicted model, not a curated record
AUACAAAUCUAUUUAUUCUGAGUUUUAAGAAAGGCAACUUAACAAUAACAACGUAAGAGUUAUUAUUACGAUACGGUGCCAUGUGUUCUUGUUCGUAUCCUAGAUUUGUGUAAUUUUUUUAAGAGAUGGUUAAUUUAUUUUGAUUAUACUAUUACUCAUUAACAAAUCAUUAAUAUUAUAACUAAUUAACAAAUUAUAUACUGUAUCUAGACUUUAAGAACAUGAGAUAAAGUACAUUAUACUAAAUUAGUCUUCCCUAAACAUACUUCGUUGCUUUUGCUGGAGCCGGCAGCUAGUUAGCUAAGCCAGAUCGCUUUUUUAUUAGUGUAAUUAAAAAUGUGAAGGGUCAAUUACUGUAAUGUCUAGGACAGCAUAUUAAUGAGAUCGUAAGCUGUAGACCUUACAAUUCAUUAUCAAGUUUGCUAGUGGUCGGCACGCGAAUUCAAGAUGAGUGAAGAAAGGGUUAAGAUGCGAAAACAGCUAGGGCUGUUGGAGGGGGUAGCUAUAAUAUUGGGCAUCAUAUUUGGGAGUGGAAUAUUUAUAUCCCCUAAGGAGGUUCUGGAAAACACAGGGUCAGUGUGGGGGGCCCUGUCAGUGUGGGCUGCUUGUGGAUUGUUGGCUACUCUGGGCGCUUUGUGCUAUGCGGAACUAGGUACUACUUUGGCUCAAAGUGGAGGUGAUUACCACUACAUCAAUGAGGCUUAUGGAUCACUGCCAGCAUUUCUUUACCUAUGGGAUGCUAAUUUGGUAUUUGUACCAAGCACAAAUGCUAUUAUGGCAUUGACUUUUGCUAACAACUUAUUGGAGCCCAUAUUUCCAAAUUGUCCAAUUGAACCUUUAAGCCAGAAAUUAAUUGCAGCAGUUACUAUUUGUUUCCUUACAUUUAUAAAUGCAUAUGACGUUCGAUUUACUACUAAACUACAGAAUGUCUUCAUGUUCACAAAAAUAUCUGCAUUGUUUAUAAUAAUUAUUGGCGGUAUUGUGUGGUUGUGCCAAGGAAGGGUCGAGAAUUUUGAGGAUGGCUGGGCGGGAACAAAAACCUCAGUUAGUGAUUGGUCUGUUGCUUUCUACUCAGGAAUAUUUUCGUAUUCUGGAUGGAGUUACUUGAAUUUCAUGACGGAGGAACUCAGGGAUCCCUUCGUGAACUUACCCCGUGCUAUUUACCUAUCUUUACCGCUGGUGACCGCCAUUUAUUUGCUGGCAAACGUCGCCUAUCUGGCCGUAUUGGGACCUACAGGAGUUAGGGCAACUGAAGCCAUUGCUGUCGAUUUCUCCAUAGCCGCUUUGGGUUGGGUGCGGUACGCCAUGCCCUCACUCGUUGCGAUAGCUAUCCUGGGCGGGCUAACAGUGCACAUCAUGACGUCAUCGCGGAUGUGCUUUGCUGGCGCCAGGAACGGCCACAUGCCCGAACUACUAGCACAUAUUAACGUCAAAUGCAUGUCUCCGUUACCAUCGCUAAUUUUUUUGAUGAUUAUUUCAUUGAUAAUGCUAAUUCCUAGUAAUUUAACGUCGCUGAUUACGUACUGCACCAUAGUGGAAUCGUUUUUCACCACCCUCAGUUGCAGUGCCGUGUUGUGGCUGCGAUACAAGAAGCCUGACUUGCCCAGACCUAUCAAGGUGCCUACAUGGAUGCCGGUGGUGUUCGUGUCGCUGUGCGCGGUGCUGCUGGUGGUGCCGGUGCGCGCCGAGCCGGUGGCGGUGCUAGCAGGCGCGCUCAUGACGCUGGCCGGCGUACCCAUCUACUACGCCUUCGUGCGCCGUCGCCCCCAGUGGCUUGUUCCGAUCGCUACUCAAUUCACACACGGAUGCCAAAAGCUGUUCCUAUCCGCCGUAGAAGACAAAGAAGAAUGAUUCCUAAGAUUUAAUUCAGUGUCAUUGAAUCUCAACUUCUCUCAGUUUCACAUUGUUGAUUUUUAUGUACUUAAGCUCUUAUCAUUAGUAUCCUCUAAAAUAUGUUUGAUCUGCUUUGUGUGAUUUAGUUAGACUUAGGUUUGCGCUGUUUUCUAAUUAUAAAUCUUUCUAUGAUUAAUAUUUAUCAGUAUUUAUAUGUGCUCUCUAUUUAGGUAACUAAUGUAAAAUGAAGUACAUACCUAAAAGAACUUUAAUUAAGAGUAUGCUCUGCUAUCACAAAUGAUUAUUUUUCAUACAAUUUAUUUAUUUAGGGAACUUUUUUUUCAUCAUGUCUGGCGCGGUAUGCCAAAAAAGGCUGCAAAUUGUGUUGCAAGCCUGAAAAUCGAUACGAUUGAUAUUUAGGCCAUUUGAAUCGAUUUGACCCGUAGAAUCAAAAAAAUAUAAAAAACGGAGAGGAGUUAUGACGUCAUCUUUUUUUGUAUGGGAAAAAAAUGUUUUUCUUCAGAAACCUACCGUGUGUGAUGUAUAUUAAAUGAAAGGGCUUUUUGAGCCAGUCUAUGAUCACAUAAAUACAUUUCAGUAUUUUUUUUAAACUGCAUUAAAAAUAAUUUUCAAAACAUACUAAGUUUCGGCUUCUCCAGAUACGAUACCGUACAUUUUUUUUUUGUAAUAUAUAUUUCAUGGUAUGCUUAAUAUCCUCAUAUCCAAAAGAAACCAAUUUUGAAAAUUUUUACAUUAAGUUUUUUUUAUUAUUAUUACAUAGUUUGAUUUAUCAAUCUAUCAAUUAAAUAGCAUAAAUAUUUAAUAAAACAACUAAUUUGAGUUGUUUUAUCACUGACUUCCUAUGGCCACCUUCUGUAACCAUCGUCAGAUCAGCUCGAUGGGGUACCAUAUUUAUGGUAAUAAUAUUGCAUGGUCGCCCAAUUUACAAAACCCUAUAUAUGCGUAUGACACAAAUAAAUACAUUACAAACAAAGUUAAAUAAGAGCUUGUGAAAACGAUCAAGAUCUUCAAAACUAGUUCGCUAAAUAAAAUCGUCGUAUGAUUAUAAAUAUAUCACGUUUACGGGACCCCUUUGAUAUGCAUUAUCUUGAGUGAUGGCUUUUUUGUUUGACACUGUAAAUAUAACAUGGUCCUAGCCGUAACUAGUAGCUAUUGCUACCUCCUUUUAUUAAAUUGUAUUAUUUAAAUUAUAUCUACGUAGAUACCUAUUAUCUGUGUGAGAUCAUAGACUUUUGUGCUUUUUUACCUCAUUAUUGUUGCGACAGAAAAAUAAUUGCUUAAUCAAGUAUAUUAUGAAAUACCUGUACUUAUCUGCUGUUAGUGUACAGUCAGCGUCAAAUACUUUGUAGCCACUGACCUAUCACACAUAGACAGUUAGUCCUCAUAAGGCUAAUCUGCCAAAAGUGAAGCCGAAACUCGAUCGAUGUGUGCGUGCGACGCUCGUGUCUUACGCUCAGCGACACACACAUAUAUACAAAAACGGGUUGCCAGAGUUCAUUUAUUCCCCGUAAAAUAGAUGGAUUUUAACCACAUCCUUAUACUUGGCUAUCGAUCAUUUGGGAGUGUGUAUGUAGGUAUUAAAUUUGUAGCAAAAACUUUCAAGGUUUCUUUUAAGGACUUUGCAUUUCUGUACGUUGUGAAAUAAUGUUUAAAUAAAAAAACGUUUAUUUUUUUAUUUUACAAAUGUGCACAGAUAAUAAGCUGGUAGAAUUGACUUUGGAAUAAUGAUUUUAAAUGAUAAAUAUUUAAUGACGAUCAUUUGGAUUUGAUUUGGUUUGAUUUUAUUUGACUAAUAUUUUCUUCGGGUUGGUGUGGUGAAAAGUUUUGUGUUUCACUUGGGGCAAAAUUUGUUUAACUCUCGUAACUUGAAACCCUCGCAACGCUCAAGAUUCCAUUUUUCGACAUUUUGGAUCUUUAUUUAGCUCGAGUAGCAAUAUUAGCACGAGCGGUUAAACAACAACUUUUCCACUUGUAAAACAAAUAACUAUUUAUGGUCAGUACUAGUAAUUGUACCUGCAGGCCUAGCCAAGGUGGCAAUCGCUAUUGCUUCGAACAACGAAACGCUUUGUGUCUCUCUAUCAGUCUUCCAUAUAAGUGCGACAGUGACAGUUGCGUUUCGUUUUUACAGACCUUAACUGUAACACCUGUGUUCCACAAAUAAAAUUUACUUUACUUGCUCAUCAAAAUGGCGAGAGCAUAUUCGACUAUGUUUAGUCGGUUUCCAUAUUGCAUCGUUCCUAUUUAAUCUAAUUUUUUCCGUCCAUCUCGCAGACAGAAGCGGAUCAGUCGGAAAUCUAAAACGAAUAUCACACAAAAUAAAAAUAUGAAUUUAAACUGUAAUUUUAUAAAAGACAAAACAUAAUUUGAAAUAAAAGAAUGAAAAACUAAAAAAGAAUAUUUUCUAUAGUCAUACAAGGAACUUAAACUAAGCAUAUUUAUUUUAUCAAUGUAAUCGUCAUGCCUCAUUUGGAGGAAAAAAGAUUCAUAUAACCUGGCAACAUUUAUAAGUAAUGGCGGCUGACGAAAAUUUGGAUUUUUGUAUUUACAAUUACGUAAAAAUAUCACAUUAAACUGGAUACUUACGCAUGAAAUGUUAUAUCAGGCGGUUUGUUUUUAUACACUGAUGUGUUGUGACACCAAUUCACCGCACAAACAACCAUCUUUCUUGUAUUUUUUAAUUUAUAACCGGGAGGUGUACACAAACCAACUCGACCUUGAGUACUGCGAGGGCCGUUCGGAUACGAUGACACGAGGGCGACAUAAUGUCAUACUCGAAAUGGCUUCACUAGGGAUGUACAGACUAGGCAUCUAGGUUAGUUAUAAAUCUAUGUUUGUAGCAACCAAAGUAGCCAAAUAGUUCGGUACACCAUAUAUUUAGUAUGGCGUACCGAACUAUUUGGCCACUUUGACUGCUACAAAGUAUUUGACGCUGACUGUACAGUUAUAAGACUUUCUCACUAAUCUGGUCAUGUAUAUAUCACAAGUUUUGUAUUAAUUUAUAGUGAAAAUAACUGUGUAUUGGUAGCUUUUAUACAAAUUAAUAUACAUUGUUUUGCUGA